GCUCGCCAGCGAAAGGGGAGUUCGUCGUGGAGGAAGAUACACACAUGGAGGAGGACGACAAGAACAUUGUUCCUCCGCCAUACUCGCCGGUUGCAGGUCAGCCAGGACUUUAGAGGGAUUGCAUCAUUGUUCCGUUCUGCCUGCAGGUGACACUGUCAGGAGGAAGCCGGGCAAGAAGAAGAACAGGGAGGAGAAGAAAGGCGAGAGGCAGCAGAGGCCACCCUCGCGGCAGCGAGAGCAGCGCAGCAAGAGUCCGCAACCUGAGCUCCAACAGCAGAACGACAAUGAGCGACGCAGGCAAGCGCUCCAGAAGACGAGAGGAUGCUCAAGUCUGUCGUCUUGGUUGUUGCUUCUCCUCAGGAGCCAGCGGUACGUCAGCACCGAGCAGCCUGAACCAAACGUCCCAGCAUCAACGUCAUCUGGCAAGAAGGGCAAGGAGCAGGGCCAGACGGACCAGCCAAAGCCAGGUACCGUUCCCAGCGCCAAGAGCCGGUCUCGGUUCAGCGUCAUCAAGCCAGAAGACUCCCCACCUCCACCGGCAUUCGCCCAUGGCGCCUCACCCGCCAGGAGCGGCCCUGAGGGUCAGCCUUCCACACGAGGCAUGACAUUGGGUGAGGAGACUGCCAAGUUGGCAGAGGAGAAGCGGCGACUCGAAUACGAGAUGAAGAAGCUGGCGUCUGAGAGGGAGUGUCUCGAGUUGGAACAGCAGGUCAGGAAGGAGAGGGAGGCCCUCGAGGCAUUGAAGAAAGAGCGACCUGGCCACCAGCAGCAGCAGCAUCAGCAGCAGCAAAGGAGCCAGCCGUCCGUCAAGGCCGCCAGCAUCCCCUCUGUGCCGCCCCACCUGGCCGCCCAGCAACCGAGGCGCAACUCUGUCAUCAUGGCGGAGCACCCCUGGACCGACCCCUCACAGACGCAGGAAGGAGGGGAGACACCCAUCCGGAGUGGCCGCAGAGACACGGAGGCCGAUAUGCCCGCCGUGCCAGCCCCGGGGCCACAUACGACUGUGUACCCAUUGACCGAGAUAUCUGUGUAUACAAUGGGCGGCCAGUGCUUCACCGUGUACGAGAUCGGUGAUGCCAUCGACCAACAGCCGGAGGCCCUGGGGUGGUCUCGAGUGGCCGGCGACACGGCAACACUUGCGGGGUCGCCAUUUAAUGUCGUAGACGUGUCACAAGACAGGAGGACCUCGAUGCGGCGAAUCACACUGACGGCCGCGGGCAUCCAUGCCAGCGAGAAGCCACAGGGGAAGGGGGCUCCUUCGGAAUGCGCCGUGGGCAAGUUUGAGGAAAAUGCUCAGACUCCGGUGAGUGAGCUGCAGCAGGAGAUGCAGCACCGUCAGGUGGCUGAAGUGUCGGGAUGGGUCAAGAAGAAGGCUCGAUAUGGGCUCUGGAAGGACCGGUACAUGCGUCUGCGGGAUGGUGCGCUGCUCUACCACAGCGAUGCCAAGAAGGACAGCACCCCCAAUGGUGAGCAGACCGGAGAAAGGCUGUAAACCAUAACAUAGUUGAGUCUGUGUCUCUUCCUUAUGCGUCGUCAGCGGUCUUUCCCUUCUGGUCACACAUUGUCCGGGGCCAGGUGAGCACCCACCGCACGCAUCCGUCCAUGGCUGGGCGGCUGAUGAGUUAGUCCGUCUUUCUGCAUCUCACUAAUCAGGCUCAUCCAAAGGAGACGCAGCAAUUCACGUGAGACACGAGCUACCCGGGAGAACAUGUAUAUGUAUGUGUACCCAUAGAUAAUGAUCUGUUUGCUCCCUCUUCUUGCCUCGGUUGCUUAGCGUGAGCUACGACGAUCUCAAUGGCGACGCGAGAGACCUGCACUUGUAACCAGAUAAACCAGAGAGAGGGAUUUAGCGGAUGGAUGUCCGUCCAUCCAUCCAUCCAUCUAGUUCCUCAUGUCUGCUGCGUAUUCAGUUCAUCGCGUGAUGCGUCGAGGAGUGGGCAGGGAUGGGUGGAUCUGAUCAACAAAUACACCAUGCGAACCGCCAUGCAAAUCGCUCUGGUCGGUGAAUGAAGACACAUACAUACAACCAGGGACGGGAUUGAGGAACCGAGGGAGACACGAGACCAUGCAGCCAGCCCCAUGUGUGUGUUCUCAGUAUCACUAUGAGGACAUUUUGGUGUCGUACAAUGAGUGGUACUACAAGGACCCCGCCAAUGUGGAGCGGGGUCCCUUCCCGCUCCUUCAUCUUCUAUGGUGGCAUCAGAACGGCAUGCUGUGUGACGCCACCCCAGUCAAGAUGCGUGGCCACCAGUCAUUUCAACCUCUGGGCAACGGCGACGCCCUCAGGUGAGGAUGAGCGUAUCGACGCGGCAUGGCAGACUGGCACCGCAGCAAGAAGCAUCCUGUCUCAGAGUAGCCAUGUCUGUCUCUGUCGGUGGUCUGUGUGUCUGUGUCUGUGUGCCUGUGCAUGUGCAGGGAAGCGGCAGUGCGUUGGCAGCACGUGUGUGACAGUGAGGACUUCCUGAGGGCGUUCCCCCUGGCCACCAGUGGAGAUGACGAGGAACAUGAGCGGCAGGACUGACGAGUAGAUGAGUGUGAAGGCUUUCUUGAGGCAGGCAGGCAUUUGGCACGAUCGGGCGUGUGAGGAGUAGUACUGUUGAACUUUGUUCAUCGUUUUUCAGCUGAGUAUAUCAUGCAUAAUACACUGAUAAGUCUU
This is a messenger RNA of Vitrella brassicaformis, 2656 nucleotides long. Lineage: Eukaryota; Vitrellaceae. The record is from the annotation of a GenBank genome assembly.